Molecule: messenger RNA, 2088 nt
Organism: Plasmodium adleri (nom. inval.)
Lineage: Eukaryota; Apicomplexa; Aconoidasida; Haemosporida; Plasmodiidae
Product: ring-exported protein 1
Exons: 2
Coding region: 1-2088 (695 amino acids)
Source: RefSeq, a predicted model, not a curated record
AUGGCUGGUUAUAGUAGUAAUGAUGAGGAACCUCCAAAGGAAGAAAAGAAAAUCACUAGAUUAGAAGAUAUGCAAAGCCCAUUUGAUUAUAAAAGAUUUUUUCGUAAGUACACAAUCUUUGCUCCCUUUAUUCUUGUGUACUUUACUAUCAUGUUUUUUAUUAAUUCGACUGUGCAAAAUGGUACAAUGUUAUUAAAUGCUAUAAAGGAGAAUGCCAACUCGAAACUUCCUGCUUUAUUAUGGAACAAAAUAAAAGGAAAAGGAAAGGAAAAUGAAGUAAAAUAUGAAGAUAAGAAAAUGAUAGAAGGUAGAAAAUCUGUAAGUGGAGAAGAAUACAAUAAACAUAAAAGAAGAAAAGUAGACAAUCAAGAAGAUGAUUAUGAUGUUGAUGAAUAUGGACAUCCAAAAUACGGUGCCCCAUAUAAGAGUGAAGAAGAACUUGCAGAACAACAAAAUUAUUAUGAUGAAAAUCAUGGAGAUGAAUAUUAUGAAGGUGAUGAUUAUGAAUACAAUAAUAACCCAUAUCAUGGAAAAGGUAAAAAUGAAUAUCAAGAAAAGGAUCCAAAUGAAGAAGAAAGAGAAAAACAAGCAAAAAAAAAAGCGGAAGAAUUAGAAAAAAGAAAACAACUACAUGAAGAAGAAAGAAGAAAAGCCAAAGAAACACAACAAGCCUUACAUAAAAAAUUACAAGAACAAUUACAAAGAUUAAAAGAACAAGAAAAAAAUAAAGUUGAACACCAAAAGUUAAUACACAAAAUUAAAGCACAAGGUUUUGUAGAUCCAGUAGUUCAAAGAGUACUUAACAAAUAUCAUCAAAAAGAAAAAGAUGAAGAGCAACAAAUACUUAGAAUAAGAGACUUACAAGUACAAUUACGUCAUAUUCAACAAAAAAUACAAAGUCUCAAAUAUAGUAAUAACGGUCAACCAAAAACAAAAGAUGAUUAUUUACUAUUAAAAGAUUUACAAAAAGAAUAUUAUGAUAAAGAACAGGAUGAACAAAAUAUGAUAGAACACUUAGAACAAUUACAAGGAGAAAUGCAAUACGUAUUUGAAGAAUUACAAAUCGUCUAUAAUGAAAAUCAAGCAAAAACAGCUCAAGCAAACGAUGAACAACAUGAAUUAAAACCACAACAUGAAAAAGAUGCAUUGAAAUUAAAAGGAACAAGUGAAGCAACAACGGAAGUAAAAACACAAGAUGAAAAAGAUGCAUCAAAAGUAACAACAACAAAUGAUCAAACGAAGGAAGUAAAACCACAAGUGGAAAAAGAUGCAUUAAAAACAACCAACACAAAUGAUCAAACGAAGGAAGUAAAACCACAAGUGGAAAAAGAUGCAUCAAAAGUAACAACAACAAAUGACCAAACACAAGAAGUAAAACCACAAGCUGAAAAAGAUGCAUCAAAACUAACAACAACAAAUGAACAAUCAAAGGAAUUAAAAACUCAAGCUGAAAAAGACGCAUUAACAAAAAAAGAAAAUCAAAAUAAUGAAUUACUUACUCAAACAGAAAAAGAUGCAUUAAAAACAACCAACACAAAUGAACACACACAAGAAGUAAAACCACAAGCUGAAAAAGAUGCAUCAAAACUAACAACAACAAAUGAACAAUCAAAGGAAUUAAAAACUCAAGCUGAAAAAGACGCAUUAACAAAAAAAGAAAAUCAAAAUAGUGAAUUACUUACUCAAACUGAAAAAGAUGCAUUAUCAAAAAAAGAAUCUGAAGCUCCAAAAGGUUUAUCAACAUCAGAUAAAAACACAACAGAAAACCAAUUAAAUGGAGAAGCUCAAUCAGAAGUUAAACCACAAUGGCAAAAAGACUCUUGGAAAUCAAAAAAUGAAUCACAAACAGAAACGAAUAAUACAUGGAAAAAAAAACCAGAAGAAGCACAAAAUACAGAACCUCAACAGGAAGUAAAAUCUCCAUAUGAAAAAUAUUCAUAUAAUAAAGAAUCUAAACCACAAAAUGAUAAAUACACUUUAAACAAAGAAGUAAAACCACAAAAUGAAAAAUAUUCAUAUAACCAAAAAGUAAAAGCUGAAAAUACUGAACCAGAAAAAUCAUUAUUAGAAAGUUCUGUAUUUAGUUAA